Messenger RNA from Emys orbicularis (European pond turtle), 2487 nucleotides. RefSeq names its product MCC regulator of WNT signaling pathway (gene MCC). The record is from RefSeq and is a predicted model, not a curated record. Gene Ontology annotation, biological process: negative regulation of canonical Wnt signaling pathway. NCBI's taxonomy places the organism in Eukaryota, Metazoa, Chordata, Testudines, Emydidae. The transcript is spliced from 18 exons. Bases 1 to 2487 code for a protein of 828 amino acids. Gene Ontology annotation, cellular component: cytoplasm.
AUGAAUUCUGGAGUUGCUAUGAAAUAUGGAAAUGACUCCUCUGCGGAGCUGAGCGAGCUCCAUUUAGCAGCCCUGGCAUCACUAAAGGGAGAUAUAGUGGAGCUUAAUAAACGUCUGCAGCAAACAGAAAGGGAGCGGGACCUGCUGGAAAAAAAAUUGGCAAAGGCUCAGUGUGAACAGUCUCAUCUAAUGAGAGAGCAUGAAGACGUACAGGAGCGAACAACACUACGCUAUGAGGAACGAAUCACAGAGCUUCACAGCAUUAUCGCUGAAUUAAAUAAGAAGAUUGACCGACUACAAGGAACAACAAUAAGGGAGGAAGAUGAAUAUUCCGAACUACGAUCAGAGCUCAGCCAGAGCCAACAUGAGGCUAACGAAGAUUCACGCAGCAUGGACCAGGAUCAGACUUCUGUUUCAGUACCAGAGAACCAGUCCACUAUGGUCACUGCUGACAUGGAUAACUGCAGUGACUUGAACUCCGAACUGCAGAGAGUGCUGACAGGGCUGGAGAAUGUAGUCUGUGGGAGGAAGAAGAGCAGUUGCAGUUUGUCUGUAGCAGAAGUGGACAGACACAUUGAACAACUCACCACUGCCAGCGAACAUUGUGAUCUAGCUAUUAAGACAGUAGAGGAGAUUGAGGGUGUGCUGGGACGGGAUCUUUAUCCAAACCUGUCUGAAGAGAGAUCUCGGUGGGAAAAGGAGCUGGCUGGUCUGAGGGAAGAAAAUGAGAGCCUCACUGCUAUGCUGUGCAGCAAAGAGGAGGAGCUGAACAGAACCAAGGCCACCAUGAACGCUAUCCGGGAAGAAAGGGACAGAUUGCGCAGAAGGGUUCGGGAACUGCAAACACGUUUACAGAGCAUCCAGGCAACAGGCCCAUCCAGUCCAGGUCGUCUCACUUCUGCAAACCGACCCGUGAACCCCAGUACUGGAGAACUGAGCACCAGCAGUAGCAGCAAUGACAUUCCCAUUGCCAAGAUUGCUGAACGAGUGAAGCUCUCAAAGACAAGGUCAGAGUCUUCAUCGUCUGACCGACCUGUCCUAGGAUCAGAAAUCAGCAGCAUAGGGGUGUCUAGCAGUGUGGCUGAGCACUUGGCCCAUUCUCUCCAAGACUGCUCCAACAUCCAGGAAAUCUUUCAGACGCUCUAUUCACAUGGAUCUGCUAUCUCUGAAAGCAAAAUCCGAGAGUUUGAAGUGGAAACAGAGAGGUUAAAUAGCCGUAUUGAGCACUUAAAAUCCCAGAAUGACUUGUUGACAAUAACGCUGGAGGAGUGCAAGAGCAAUGCUGAGAGGAUGAGCAUGCUGGUUGGGAAAUAUGAGUCCAAUGCCACGGCACUCAGACUUGCACUGCAGUACAGUGAACAGUGCAUAGAAGCAUACGAGCUGCUGCUGGCUUUGGCAGAAAGUGAACAGAGUCUCAUUCUUGGUCAAUUUAGAGCUGCAGGCGUUGGUUCUGCACCAGGGGACCAAACAGGUGAUGAGAACAUUACCCAGAUGCUCAAGAGAGCUCACGACUGCAGGAAGACAGCUGAGAAUGCAGCAAAAGCCCUGCUGAUGAAAUUAGACGGCAGCUGCGGGGGAGCCUAUGCGAUCACUGGCUGUACCGUACAGCCCUGGGAGAGCCUGUCAUCCAACAGCCACACCAGCACUACCAGCUCAACUGCAAGUAGCUGUGAUACGGAGUUCACAAAGGAGGAUGAGCAGAGGUUGAAGGAUUACAUCCAGCAGCUGAAGAAUGACAGGGCAGCAGUCAAGCUGACCAUGUUGGAGCUGGAGAGCAUCCAUAUUGAUCCCCUUAGUUAUGAUGUCAAACCUCGUGGAGACAGCCAGAGGCUAGAUCUGGAAAAUGCAGUAUUGAUGCAGGAACUCAUGGCAAUGAAGGAGGAGAUGGCAGAGCUUAAGGCACAACUGUACCUGCUAGAGAAAGAGAAGAAAGCACUGGAGUUGAAACUCAGCACUCGAGAGGCCCAAGAACAGGCCUACCUAGUUCACAUUGAGCACCUAAAGUCUGAAGUAGAAGAGCAAAAAGAACAGAAAAUGAGAUCCCUCAGCUCCACCAGUAGUGGCAGCAAAGACAAAUUGGGCAAGGAAUGCACAGAUGGGACCACAACACCAUUAACCCUCGCUGAGCUGAGACCAUACAACGACAGUGAACUGGCUGCAGAACUAACAAAUGCACUCAGACGAGAGAAGAAACUGAAAGGGAGAGUGCAAGAGUUAGUGAGUGCCUUAGAGAGACUCACGAAGAGCAGUGAAAUCAGACAUCAGCAGUCUGCAGAGUUUGUUAAUGACCUGAAAAGGGCAAACAGUAACCUUGUGGCAGCUUAUGAAAAAGCAAAGAAGAAGCAUCAAAACAAACUGAAGAAACUGGAGUCACAAAUGAUGGCCAUGGUUGAGAGGCAUGAGACUCAAGUGAGGAUGCUCAAACAAAGAAUAGCAUUGCUGGAGGAGGAGAACUCAAGACCUCACACCAAUGAAACUUCGCUUUAA